Branchiostoma belcheri (Belcher's lancelet) is the source of this 2617-nucleotide messenger RNA. RefSeq lists its product as uncharacterized. Gene Ontology annotation, biological process: signal transduction. The record is from RefSeq and is a predicted model, not a curated record. Gene Ontology annotation, molecular function: protein binding. NCBI's taxonomy places the organism in Eukaryota, Metazoa, Chordata, Leptocardii, Amphioxiformes, Branchiostomatidae. The coding region runs from base 168 to 2603 and encodes 811 amino acids. The transcript has 2 exons.
UACAAGAUGGACGAAAAAGUUAGUUUUCUUCUCGUUCUCCCAACUUUGGCGGUGUUUUCAUGCUAUAUUGUCACUGGAUAGGCGUCUAGAAGACGUGAACCAUGUCUUUUUUUAUCACGAAGAAAACUUGAAAGAUACAGGGCGUAACUGUAAGGAACAUUUUAAAAAUGCAAACGACUUUUUAUAACCCGGAAGCGAGGCAGUUAUGGCGCCGUUUUCAAACUUUCCCCAACUUGGCCGACCUUGGGAUCGGGGAGUGGAGAAAAACAGACCUGAUCAGACUCCUGCACCAAGUCGAGCGCAAGAGAGAAGACUCCUCGCCAUCUGUUUUACAAAACCAGGUGGAUAAUAUGCUCGGAUUUCUGUACUUCAAGCUAAACAUGACCAAAGAAGCGAAGGGGUGUCUUGGGAGAGUGAAGGACCGUGAUCCAUCGAACAUCGUGGCUUUUACGACAAGAGGCUACAUUCUCUUGGACCACAACCGCCUUACACAGGCCAAGAUUGUCCUGGAGGAAUUUGAGGACGAGAUAUCCCCGGGGAAGACAACAGAAGAGGAGGUUGGGUUGAGGAAGGCGAUAGCGUUGGGUGAAAAGGCGUUUUGCUGCUCACAACUCGGACCGAAGUAUUUCAAACAAGGAAUUGAACUCUACGAGACCGCCUUAUCUUGCCCAGUCUUAGACACAGAGUGUGGAUUGGUUCUUAAGUUUGGCCUUGGCUUGUUGCUGUCUAAGUGUUUGAGUGAAGACGUCUGUGUACAGAUAGAAGGUUUUGAUCCGGACUCGUUUUACGGAAGGGCAAGAGACUUGUUUCUAGGCGUGGUCGCAGAGGAAACCAUGGAGAUGGUUGCUAGGGCGUGGCUGUUGCUAGGGGAGACGCAAGUGAAGUAUUUCCGCUUUCUGUCCGUACCGGAACAGGAUUUGAUGAAGAAAAUGGCGUCACAUUUGACUGAAGAAGUCUGUUUCGCCAAAGCUAAAGACAUCGCACAGGGGAAGGAUGCGUUCGUCUUAGAAAGACUAGGGUGUCAUCUGAGACUUUGUAAGAAAUUUAGCGCUGCCAUUGCAACGUUGGAACAAGCCAUAGAACUGAGAUCAACUUCAUUUGCAUAUCAUGAAGUCGGGCUGGUCUACCUAGAGAAAUGGGCAUCUUCUAAGAAACCCAGGCCUUAUAGGCCUACAAGGAACAAAGACGCCAAGCCACGUCUUAAGUCAUCGGCGAAAAAGUCUCAAGCCGAUAUUUGGACGUCUCAGACAAGUGUCUCAAAGAGUAGGACACAGACAGGUGGAGGCGACACUGGGAUCUGGCACAGCGUAAAACCCACACCUUCGGAGCCACAUGCAAAUCUGCAACGCGUUCUCAAAUCGCCAGGAGGCGCUGCAGGGUUAAAGAACGCCGAUUGCGUCCUAAAAGUCGACCCAAAGACGGACGCCAUAAGAAGAGGGCAGGUCGAUCGAAUUCUAACUGCGGCAGGGAAUCUUGUCUUGAAAGAUGGCAAAAGCCUCCUACUGAAAAAAGCAAAAGAGUACUUCGUAAAAGCUCUUGAGCUAGGAGGAUUUUCUCGCUAUCUGAUCCUGAAAGAUCUUGCGAGAGCUAAGUACUCCCUUGGCACGGAUCCUUCGGAAGUGUUCGGCGUUUUGGAGCAGGCGCUCCGUACGGGCGAUGGAUCGGUACAGUUUCGGAAGUGUUCUCGCAAUGUUCUGGAGCUGUGGGGGUUGUACCUACUGGAUCAAGGCGAUAUCACCCGUGGAAAACUACUGCUGUGUAAGGUGUUGGGGAUGUGCGUGACAGAGAUGGUGGCACAGGACGUAUGCAAGGUUUCAGUCUGCGACAUUCUCCUGGGCCGAGAGAAAAACCCUAGCGGAGAACUCGCUACAACGUCGGUAAGAUACCUGCCAGUGUUGAAACACUAUCCCUUCCCGUCCUCAGUCACCACAACGGAACAAGUGCAAGAAUAUCUCAGUCAGCUUGUGGAAACGUGCGACGAAAACAACGACUUCUGUGAAGCAAAAGUGUACCGAACGCUUGUUACAGCUUUUGGCGGCACUGUAGAUCGGAAUCGUUCUACAGAAUGUAAUCUAGCUGUUGCUCGUAUCCAAGCGGGCGUCAGCGAAGUCAUCGCAAGUGAUGUUUAUCGCGAGACGUUUCACGGUGUCAUAGCGCCACCUGGCGAUCACAGUUGUCGCUACAGCGUGUUUGUCAUGUACGACCCCAAGGAUCAGACCCAAGCAGAUGAGCUGGUGAAACUGAUCGAGGUUGACUGCGGUCUUCAUUGCUGUUAUGAAUCAAGAGACUUCGAGCCCGGGUUGUUCCCGAUGGACAACAUUGAAAGGUGUCUGUCUCGCUCAUGCAGCGUUCUACACGUCUUAACUUUGACGUACGCCAGGAACUGUCUACAGUACACAGAGAAGACACGCCGACUGGUGAGGGAGAGGGGCCACGGGCGUGUAGCGGCGGUGGUGUACAAACAUUACCCCGGCCCACGGGAGUUGGAGGGCUGCACCGUCAUAGACAACGAGGAGUUCACCGACUCUUCCCAGGGGCAGAAGACCAGGAGAUGGGCGGAGUUUCGGGAGGCGGUGUUCCGAGCAUUGUUGCCGAUAGAUUGACCCUGACCUCUUCC